Molecule: messenger RNA, 1445 nt
Organism: Falco peregrinus (peregrine falcon)
Lineage: Eukaryota; Metazoa; Chordata; Aves; Falconiformes; Falconidae
Exons: 7
Coding region: 409-1074 (221 amino acids)
Cellular component (GO): membrane
Source: RefSeq, a predicted model, not a curated record
GGCCUGUCCCGCGGAGCGGCCCGCAGGCCGCAGCCGAACAAAGGCAAAAUGCCCGCAGGGCGCGGGCGGCCCUCCCGGCUCCGCGCAGCGCCGGCCUCUCGCCGCCGGGGCCGCCGUGUCCUCGCAGGGGCGGCGGGGCCCUGGGGGGAGCAGCCCUGCACCGUGUCGGCGCGGCGGAGCCGCUCCCAGCCUUUCCGCACCGACUCGGAACUUUCUUCUCCCGGAGGCGGAGCCGGAGCUUCGCCUGCACCUGCCCCGCCGGAGGGGCCGCCCGGAGCCACCGCGCAGUAGCGCCGGGGAGGGCCGGGCCGGGCCGCAGGCACCGCUGCUCACCCUGCCACCGGAGGAGGGCCAGGCCGCAGCAAUCCCGGCUCCGCUGGCAGGGAUUUCUGUGUGCCCCGCAGCAGGAUGGAUCGCUACCGGUACUUUAUCUUCAACCAGAGGAGCAUGGUGGUGCUGGGCCUGUUCCAGCUCGCCUUCAGUACCGUGUGCGUCGUCAGUGGGUUCAUAGAUGACAUUUUCAGAACGGAGGCUCAGCUGGGCAAAACCAGAGCUCCAAUUUGGGCCGGGAUGGUGAUGGGAGUCCCAGGCGUCCUGGCUUUGUUUUCCUCUCAGAGGAAGAAUCCAGUCCUUGUGAACGUGCUGAUAGUUGCUUCCAUAAUCUCUUGUAUCGCCAUUUUCAUCAUAAUAGUUUAUAGCUCCUUCACACUGAACUAUGGUGAAGAGGAGGAGCCAAGUUCUGUCCCAGUCCAUGUUAUGCAUACCUUCGUACUCAAAAAAGUAGUCAAGGGUGCUAACAUAGCCAUGCUAGUUGCAUCUAUCUGCAGUGCUUUUGUUGUGCUGGUGGUCACUUACUUGGGAUGCCGGAGUCUUCCACGCUGCUCGUGCUAUGACAGUGUAACUGGGAUGGAAUGGUUGCAACCUAGUGAGGACCAAAAUCAGGCAGUGGAAAUGGUUUGUGCUGUACAAAGCCCUGGGGGCAGAAUUUUUAACUUCCCAGAUCGGUUUCCAGCCCAGGACGCAGACGCAGAGGAAGAUGCAUCCAAACCUCCACCAUAUAUCAGAAUGGCUUGAAAAAGUGGUCAAAGAUUUUAAAGCUGCUGGUCUAAAAAUGCGGCAGGGCAGGUGUAAGAAGUUCUUCAUCUUUAAAGAUGAUUAUGUACUUUUCCUUGUCCUUUUGAAAAACACACGGGAAAAGAGAGAACUACUGAAUGCCCAAUGUUCAGCAAAAAUCACAGUGGAAAGGGGAGGAUCUGCAGAUGGUUUUGGACAUUCAGACUUCGUGUAGUUAAAAUACCUCAUUGCCUCUGGAAAGCGUGAGCAUUUUUUCCUCCAGGUUUUGUACUUAAAUCAUGUUUUAUUCCGCUAGAAUUAAUCAUAAAAUUUGUCUAGCAGUGCUAGCCUUAGGCAUACAAAUGUUAAAUACAAUUAAUUUUUAAAAGAAA